AUGUCUUCUGAGGAGGAGGACUACGUGCUGCCGCCGAAGUUUUACGAUGCUGCCUGGGAUGCACUUCCCAAAAAGGAAGAAAUCGGAGGACUUCAGUUUUGCCGAGCCCCAAAGCUACACGAAUGGGUCGUAAAGCUACAUUUCAAGCAUGGAGUGAAAGGGCCAAGCACGGGGACUGGGUUCUACAUCAAUGUGCCCGAUGCUGAAUGCUACAUCAUAUUGACGGCUGGCCACAAUCUAAUCGACAAGGAGAAAAGCUUGUCGGAAAAUUUGGAAGUUGAGUUGACACCUACGGAGAGGUAUAAGGUUGCGGAAGAAGGAACGGAUUUCUUCAUCUCCGCUGCUUACAGGGAUAACCCGACUCACGAAAGUGCGGAGUUUGACUAUGGUGCUAUCUUUGUCCCCAAGCCCAAGAAGUCUGAUGCACGAGGUUUCGGCUUUGCUCUGAAGCUCGGCCAUGACAAUCUUCAAAAGAAGCACUUGGCCAUCAGCGGCUAUCGGGUAAAGACACAUCAAGGACAACCAGUGAUAAGCACUGGAAGCUGCAUGGGUUGCUGGGAGAAUCAGCUUGAGUACGAGAUCAACACGGAGCCGGGAUUGAGCGGAUCACCCGUGUACAUGCCGUAUAGAGGGCAUGAAACGGUUGUUGCAAUCCACAACAACGGACCAAAAGGAAGAGGUCGAGGGAGCAAGGGGACACGCCUGAACGAAAAGGUCCUCGGGGAGAUCUUCAGCUGGGCCAAGGUCGGCCACCGCAACAAAUCCCUGAAGGUCUUCAACUCUGCAAAGCCACCGCAUGGGGACCUUUACCUCCGGUUCUUGCCCGAUCCUGGGCAGGAGCGUGGCUGGGUGCGGGCGGGCUACGAAGGCCUGGACACCAGCUUUGACGUUUUCCCCGCUUACGCACCCCCGUCGCACUACGAGGACUCGAACACGGUUCAACACGUGUUCCGCUUCUUGCUUCCGAAAGGCUGGCCAGGCUCGGCGGAGAAGCGGUGGGUGCUGUGGGACUUCACGAGGCAAUGCGUGACUUUGACCAGCACGCUGCAGGACUAUUGCUUCCCGAGAUUGGUGGAAGAUUCACAGGCUCCACACCCGUUUUGGAUCAGGCUGGAGACGCCGGAUGGUCAUCUGGUGGAACCCAAUUUGGAUGCGGCUGACUUGACAUCCGCGGAUAUCGCGAUGGGUGACCUAGAUACUCCAGGAGUGUCAUUCGGCAAAAGCCGCAAGAAAAGACUCAAUGUAGACUAA
Messenger RNA from Lasiodiplodia theobromae, 1251 nucleotides. RefSeq lists its product as uncharacterized. The record is from RefSeq and is a predicted model, not a curated record. The coding region runs from base 1 to 1251 and encodes 416 amino acids. The transcript is spliced from 4 exons. Lineage: Eukaryota; Fungi; Ascomycota; Dothideomycetes; Botryosphaeriales; Botryosphaeriaceae.